CAGGUCAGAGCAGGUCUUUCCCCNUGCUCUGGGCCGUCCUGCUGGCGGCGUGGGAGGCGGCGUGGGGGCAGCUGCGCUACUCGGUGCCCGAGGAGCUGCCCAAGGGCUCGUUCGUGGGCGACGUGGCCAAGGACCUGGGACUGCAGCUGCCAGAGCUCAGAGAUCGCGGUGUUCAUAUCUUAGACAAAGGUCAGACGCAGUAUUUCGCUGUUCACGGGAAGACGGGCCAUUUAGUGACGGCGGAGAGGAUCGACAGAGAGCAGCUGUGCCGGCAGGUGGAGAAAUGCGUGCUACGCUGUGAGCUGAUCGUGGAGGGGGAAAUGAAGUUUUAUGAAAUAGAAGUAGAAAUCGAGGACAAAAAUGAUAUUGCGCCCAGCUUCCGAGAGGCAGAAACAGAGUUGAAGAUCUCUGAAACGACAGUCCCGGGGUCUCGGUUUCCCCUCCCAGACGCACAUGACCCUGACUGGGGCCGGAAUUCCGUGCAGAGCUACGAGCUGAGCGGUGACGAGCACUUCUCGUUGGCCGUGCAGGCGGGCCCCGGCGGCGACCAGCGUCCCGAGCUGGUGCUGGCCAAGGCGCUGGACCGGGAGGAGGCAGCGUUUCACGAGCUGCUGCUGAGGGCGAUGGACGGCGGCGAUCCGGCACGGACGGGCACGGCUCGGAUCCGUGUGACCGUGGUGGAUGCGAACGACAACGCGCCCGUGUUCAGCCAGGCGGAGUACACGGUGCGUGUGCCCGAAGACGUGCCCGUGGGCUCUGUCCUCGUCACCGUCACGGCCACGGACGCCGACGAGGGGUUGUAUGGGCGCGUAAAAUAUUUGUUCAAGAAAAUUUCAGAGAAAGCAUCGCAGAUUUUCCACCUCGAUGCCGACAUAGGAGCGAUCACUCUCCUGCAGAGCCUGGACUUUGAGGAAGGCAACUCCUACGAAUUGGAGGUGCAGGGACAUGAUGGUGGGGGUCAUUUUGACACCACGAAUGUUGUGGUUACGGUGACAGAUGUGAACGACAACGCCCCCACACUCACAGUGUCCUCGGCGCUGAGUGAGAUCUCUGAGGAUGAGCCAUCAGGGACCGUGGUCGCCCUGCUGCACGUACAGGACCGGGACUCAGGAGCCAACGGCGAGGUGCGCUGCUCACUUGACAGGGACCUGCCCUUCCAGCUGGAGAAAUCCGUUAAGGAUUACUACCGUGUGGUGACAGCGCGAGAGCUGGACCGAGAGCAGGUGUCGGAGUACAACGUGACGGUGCGGGCGGCCGACGGCGGGUCGCCGGCGCUGCAGAGCAGCGCGGUGCUGGCGCUGCGGGUGCUGGACGUGAACGACAAC
Parus major (Great Tit) is the source of this 1325-nucleotide messenger RNA. Its product is annotated as protocadherin gamma-A7-like. The record is from RefSeq and is a predicted model, not a curated record. Gene Ontology annotation, cellular component: plasma membrane. Lineage: Eukaryota; Metazoa; Chordata; Aves; Passeriformes; Paridae. The transcript has a single exon. The annotation marks the transcript as partial. Gene Ontology annotation, biological process: homophilic cell-cell adhesion. Gene Ontology annotation, molecular function: calcium ion binding.